Symbiodinium natans is the source of this 1086-nucleotide messenger RNA. NCBI's taxonomy places the organism in Eukaryota, Dinophyceae, Suessiales, Symbiodiniaceae. The record is from the annotation of a GenBank genome assembly.
AUGACCAGCAGUGCCUUUUACGUUGCUCCACACGGGCUGUUAUCCGGCCUGCUGUGGACGGUGGCCAAUGUCUGGGCCACGAGGGCCGUUCAGUACUUCGGCAUCGGCAACUACUACAUCUGGCAUGAGCUAACGAACCUUUUCGGCACCUUUGUGAUCGGUGUCUUCGGGCCGAAAAUAGGCAUCCCGGCAAGGCCGCCGAAAAUUGAGUGGCUCGCCGGGCUCGGCUUCAUUUGCGUCUUCCUUGGCAUGAUCCCUGUUGUGUUCUUGCGCGAGGAGAAGGCGGAGGAUGCGGAGGAUGCGACCCCGGCCAAUCCGACGACAGCAACGAACAGCCUAGAAACGCUUUUUCGACCAGAGAUACAGGAAGGCUCGACAGCGAGUCCCAGCCCUGCCUGGAAUCUCCCGGAGGUCCUCCAGGUCACCCAGGGGUCCGUUGCUGCAGCCAAUGCGCUGACGUGGGACGGCACCAUGGGAAGACCCGAUGUCGAGCAGCUGCGACGCCUACGAUUUCCAGCGGGCCCGCUGAAGCUCGACACUCUUUGUUCUGGCGGGCUGCCGAUCAUUGCGGCCUCGAUCCUCGAGGAGGCAGCAGAGGCCCCGGCACCGAGCCGGGCCUGGCUCAAGGGCUGGCUUCUGUCCCUGGUUACUGGCCUUGUGUUGUCUCUCCAGUACGAGCCGAUGCUGCCAUGGCAGCACGACCUUGAAGCGCGCGGCUUCAAGCCAUCCGGAGUGGACUACACCUUCUCCAACUGCCUAGGUAUUUUCCUGUGCUCCACCACGUACCUGCUCAUUGCUAGCGGCUGGAAGAGGCUCACGCGGCAGCCCCUGCAGAAGCCGGUGUUGCGGCCCCCACUGCUGGCGGGGGUCAUGUGGACCAUGGCCUGCUCCUGCCAGCUCUAUGCGAUGACGCAGCUGCCGUAUGCAGUCGCGUACUGUCUCGUCGUGGGCGGUGGGCUUGCUGUGAGCCUCCUCUGGGGCACCCUUGUCUUUGGAGAGGCUGCUGGACUUCACAACAAGAAAUGUCUCGCCUUGGCCUUCCUCGGAGUUUUCCUGGGCCUGGUGCUGCUGGGCCUCGCUGCAUGA